Canis lupus familiaris (dog) is the source of this 2195-nucleotide messenger RNA. RefSeq names its product SH2 domain containing adaptor protein B (gene SHB). The record is from RefSeq and is a predicted model, not a curated record. Gene Ontology annotation, molecular function: phosphotyrosine residue binding. Lineage: Eukaryota; Metazoa; Chordata; Mammalia; Carnivora; Canidae. Bases 16 to 1542 code for a protein of 508 amino acids. The transcript has 6 exons.
AGGCGGCCUCUCGCCAUGGCCAAGUGGCUGAACAAGUACUUCAGCUUGGGCAACAGCAAGACCAAGAGCCCCCCGCAGCCGCCGCGGCCAGACUACCGCGAGCAGCGGCGCCGGGGCGAGCGGCCCUCGCAGGCCCCCCAGGCGGUGCCGCAGGCCCCGGCGGGCGCCUCCGCGUCCUGCGGCCCGACUGCCGCCUCCUGCUUCUCGACCUCUUCGGGAUCGCUGCCCGACGACAGCGGCAGCACGAGCGACCUCAUCCGCGCCUACCGCGCACAGAAGGAGCGCGACUUUGAGGACCCCUACAACGGGCCCGGCUCGUCGCUGCGCAAACUGCGCGCCAUGUGCCGCCUGGACUACUGCGGCGGCGGCGGGGAGCCGGGCGGGGGCCAGCGCGCCUUCUCCGCCUCGUCCGCGUCGGGCGCCGCCGGCUGCUGCUGCGCCUCCUCGGGCGCGGGCGCCGCCGCGUCCUCGUCCUCGUCCUCCGGCUCCCCGCACCUGUACCGCAGCAGCAGCGAGCGGCGGCCCGCCACCCCGGCCGAGGUGCGCUACAUCUCCCCGAAGCACCGCCUCAUCAAGGUGGAGAGCGCCGCGGGCGGUGCCGGAGACCUCCCGGGGGGGGCCUGCUCGGGCGGCCGCACCUGGAGCCCGACGGCCUGCGGUGGCAAGAAACUGCUCAACAAGUGUGCCGCCUCGGCCGCGGAGGAGAGCGGGGCCGGCAAGAAGGACAAGGUGACCAUUGCUGAUGACUAUUCUGAUCCCUUUGAUGCAAAGAAUGAUCUCAAGAGCAAAGCAGGAAAGGGAGAGAGUGCUGGCUACAUGGAGCCCUACGAGGCCCAGAGGAUCAUGACAGAAUUUCAGAGGCAAGAAAGUGUCCGGUCCCAGCACAAAGGCAUCCAAUUAUAUGACACCCCUUACGAACCUGAGGGCCAAAGUGUCGACUCAGACUCAGAGAGCACGGUCAGCCCCCGACUGCGGGAGAGCAAGCUGCCCCAGGACGAUGACAGGCCCGCCGACGAGUACGACCAGCCAUGGGAGUGGAACCGGGUCACCAUCCCAGCUCUGGCAGCCCAGUUUAAUGGCAACGAGAAACGGCAAUCAUCCCCCUCUCCUUCCCGGGACCGGCGGCGCCAGCUUCGAGCUCCUGGAGGGGGCUUCAAGCCCAUUAAGCAUGGGAGCCCUGAGUUCUGUGGGAUCUUGGGAGAAAGAGUGGAUCCUGCUGUCCCGCUGGAAAAGCAAAUCUGGUAUCACGGAGCCAUCAGCAGAGGAGAUGCUGAGAACCUUCUGCGGCUCUGCAAGGAGUGCAGCUACCUUGUCCGGAACAGCCAGACCAGCAAGCACGACUAUUCCCUCUCUUUGAAGAGCAACCAGGGCUUUAUGCACAUGAAACUGGCCAAAACCAAAGAGAAGUAUGUUCUGGGUCAGAACAGCCCCCCGUUCGACAGUGUCCCAGAAGUCAUCCACUACUAUACCACCAGAAAGCUGCCCAUCAAAGGAGCUGAGCACUUGUCCCUCCUCUACCCGGUGGCUGUGCGGACCCUCUGAAUGAACCAGCCCCACGCUGCUCUGUGACAGGGCCCAGACUUGGAGGGCGCCCACCAGCGCCGGCCACUGUUGCGUGCCGCGGCCAAUUUGUCGUGUGUAUGGUACUAGCACACCACUGCAUGUCUCUAGAAUGCUGUUGCCACUCAUGGGGGCUGGAGAAAGACAGAAGGACAGCCAACGCACCACCCCAGCCCCCACCCCCACCCCCUCCUUGAGUUUCUGUGAAUUAAAAUAUUUGCAAAUCCAAAGAGAUGCCUUCCAGGAUGAACAAAGGAGAGCAGCUCCAGAGGGGCGAGGGGCGGGGCGGGAGCUCCCUGGGCUGCAGCUCUUUGUUCUCCAGCGGUCACAAAUUCACACCUGUGGGAGGGGGCACAGUUUCCCACGGGUCCUCUUCCAGUGCUGGGAGACAAAUGCGGGUUCUCCAAGACCCCAGAAGACCCCAGUAGUCCUGCCUCCCCUCUGGUGUGUGUGUAUGUGUGAGUGUAAGCACAUACGUGAGAGAACAUGGUCACACACAAAUGUAAGUCCACCAAUCCACUUUUAGCCCCUCCGUGUAAUCAUUAGGAGAUCUUCAAGGAAUCAUUGUGCAGUCACAAAGAGGAUUCAAUUAUUUAUGAAUAGGGUGUGUAAAUAAAAUAGUCAUUUAAUAUAUA